GACAUAGAUCACCACUUUUGACAUUUGACUUUGGAUCUUACCCACAUUUGACAAUAGACUUUUCCGUUGAUCUUUUUCGUUUGCUAUCCACCCCUUACCCACCACAUAUAGUGUUUCUUAGCCUUUUGCGUGUGCUUUGAGUGUGUGUGUGUGAGUAACCCCGGUACAAUUUUGGCUUUGCUCUUGACUUGAACCAUUUUUCCGAUACUUUCUUGAAAGGUGGGAUACUUGUGUAGUUUUUCUUCCACCAUACAUAUACACCUAUCCUAGUGAGAUAUACAUGAUGACCCCACAAGAGCAAGCCGAGAUGAGAGCAUACUUCGCCGAGCUAGAUGCUCGAGAAGCCCAAAUGACACCCAAUGACAAAGCCGAGUGCAAAUCCUACUUCAAACACCUUGAGAGCAAGAGUGAUACACACCAUGAGUCGAGUAAGGAUGUUUCGAUUUCUAACAACUUAACCUCUACUCCGCUUGUGUUGUCUUCCUCUUUGCUAGGUUGCUCGGACAUCGACGACGCCAUUGCCAUGGAGAUGAGGGACUCCACUAUAUGUGAGAUGAGCGACUCCACUAUAUGUGAGAUGAGCGACUCCACUAUAUGUGAGCUUGAUGAGUGCCUCCACUUCGAGAGCAUGAGCGAUACACAAAGUGAGAUGAGAGUGGUAGUUGAUAGGUCAUGUGAGGCCAUUUUCAACUCUAACAUCUUACCCUCUACCUCUAGUGUGUUUCCUUGUGUCUCAUUAGGUUCCAUGGAUGACGAGACACCGAUCAUGGAGAAGAUGUACAUGGUGCAUGAAGAUGAUGAUAUCACACCAUGCUUGUUGCUUGAACAUGAACAUGGAGGCCACAUCGAGCCUACCUCUUCCACAACACCUACCUCAUAUGAGCGGGACUACAAAGGUACCUAUAUGGGUGUUGAUGAUGCCAUGAUCCCACUAGUGGACAUGAUGACUUAUGAGUGCAUGCAUGAUCUUGAUGAUACAAUUGCUAUGUCAUAUGCUUCUUUCACUCUCCCUUGUGAUACUUGUGCCAACAUUGUUGAUCAUGUGGAAUUAGUUGCUUAUGAUAAUAUGUCCAUGCCAUGCUAUGAGAGUUUCACUUUCUCUCCUAUUGCUUGCAAUAUGUCGAACAAUUGCUCUUUCCCAUGUAUUGCUUGCAAUGAAAAUGAUAAUGCUUGUGUUGUGACAACCUUGAUGAACAAUUGCUCUUUCCCUAGGUUGGUCAACAACAAUGAUGAAAUUUUGAAAAUGUUUUGUGCUACAUGCUUGCAAUAUUCUCCCAUUAGUGCAACCAAAAUGUUGAAUACUUGCUCUUUCCAAUGCUUGGUUUGCAAUGAUGUUAAUAUGCUUGUGAAUGAGAUUGCCCCCAUAGCUCUCUCACCUUUUGGAGACUUUGCACAUAUCCAUGUUGCGCAUGUUCCUAGGUUUUCCCCGCAUAUUCACCAUGUGUACUAUAAUAUCUUGCUUACCGCUAAUGGUGAUGUGCAAAACAAAUGGCGCAUCAUGAUGGAUGAUGUGUUCAUAUACCAUGCACACACGUUGUUCUUGUUGUCUAACAUGUGUGUAGGUACCCAAACUCCAAUGUCAACCUCGAUUGCGCACGAGUUGACAAAAAGAGCUCUUGAGAGCAUGAUACAAGUGAGCUCCAAUGAAUGGUUUCGCUCGCACACUUCGACUACACAAGAUCUCUCAAUGAGAGCACACCGACAUCUUGCUAAGGGCUCUCGACAAGUGAAGGAACAUUCAAGCGUUGGUGUCAUCUACCUCCUCUACACAUUCACGAAGACUCAUCGUCGAGGACGACUCUUUUUCAAGUGGGGGGAGAUGAUGUAGCCCGACCUACGGUCUUCGCUUCAUCAUGUGCAUCAACGUCAAGAACCACACUCAAGGCCGAGGUCACGGAGGCAUGGAAGAGAAGAAGGAAGAAGAGCGUCCGAGGCCGCCUAGGAGAGAAGACGCCUGCCACAAGUCAAUUCGGGCCAAGGCCCAUGUACCCCUUUGUUUCCCUAAACUACCCCUCCUUAGUGGCUCCCUAUAUAUAGGCUCCCACCUCCCCCUUCAUUAGGGAAGGAAUGAACUUGAGAGAAUUAGGCUCAUGCCUCCACCAUCCCUUUGGGAUUAGGGAAACCCCCUCCUUAGAUUACCAUAAUCUAUUG
Molecule: messenger RNA, 2151 nt
Organism: Lolium perenne
Lineage: Eukaryota; Viridiplantae; Streptophyta; Magnoliopsida; Poales; Poaceae
Source: RefSeq, a predicted model, not a curated record